This is a messenger RNA of Anopheles coustani, 806 nucleotides long. RefSeq names its product C-type lectin 37Da-like. The transcript has 2 exons. Gene Ontology annotation, cellular component: external side of plasma membrane. Gene Ontology annotation, biological process: biological process involved in interspecies interaction between organisms. The coding region runs from base 60 to 578 and encodes 172 amino acids. Gene Ontology annotation, molecular function: carbohydrate binding. Lineage: Eukaryota; Metazoa; Arthropoda; Insecta; Diptera; Culicidae. The record is from RefSeq and is a predicted model, not a curated record.
UUUUGUCACUGUAUAAGAUUAGCCUCUUACUAUUUGUGUCGCUAAACAACGUUUGGACGAUGGAAACGAAACGUCUCGCAAAUUUGGUAGCAAUUUUGCUCAGUGUUCUGAUUGUGGGUUUGAUCAAAACUCAAAAAGAUAAUGAGAAUACUUUUGGCAUAUUCAGGGAGAAGUCUUACUACUUCGGUAACACAUUCAAGCUAAACUGGCACAAAGCAGUGGAAUAUUGCCGUACCCGUGGUAUGUUCCUGGUGUCGAUCAAUAACGCAGAGGAACUUGAUGGCGUUGUGGAUUAUAUCGAGAAGAGUGGAUUUUCAAAAACGCACGGCCUGCUACACAUGUGGACCUCGGCGAACGAUCUCGGCGAGGAGGGCCAAUUUUUCUUAGCCUCGACCGGCCAACGGUUGACGUUCGAUCGAUGGACAAAAAACGAACCGAACAACGCAAAGCACGACAACUGCACGUUUGAACAUUGUGUCGUUCUGGAGUACUAUUUACCGCUGGGUAUUAACUACACGUUUGACGAUAGGCCAUGUAAUGCUGAAAACUUUUUCAUGUGUGAAACGAUAUAUGACUAAACAUGAGGCACUCGGGAUGGAUGUUAAAAUGAUAACAAAAAAAGUAACCCAACAACAGAGCUAUAGCUUUAUCUUAAGGAUGAAUUGGAAAAGUUAAAUUUAUAAUUGAAUAAAAUAUGGAAAGGUUUACAAUGGAUUAGAAAUAUAAGCUUAAGAAUGGUUCUUUUCUUAAAUAAAAAAUGUGAUAGUGAAACAAACUUUCCGGGGAAAUGAUAAUAAACAUUUCUA